Lizanozyma spartinae is the source of this 525-nucleotide messenger RNA. It is a transcript of the gene RPL20B, whose product is annotated as 60S ribosomal protein eL20. Gene Ontology annotation, cellular component: cytosolic large ribosomal subunit; ribosome. Gene Ontology annotation, biological process: translation. The transcript is spliced from 2 exons. The coding region runs from base 1 to 525 and encodes 174 amino acids. The record is from RefSeq and is a predicted model, not a curated record. Lineage: Eukaryota; Fungi; Ascomycota; Pichiomycetes; Serinales; Debaryomycetaceae. Gene Ontology annotation, molecular function: structural constituent of ribosome.
AUGUUAAUGUCUAGAUUGAACGAGUAUCAAGUUAUCGGUCGUCGUCUCCCCACCGAGUCGGUCCCUGAACCAAAGUUGUACAGAAUGAGAAUCUUUGCUCCUAACGUUGUUGUUGCUAAGUCUCGUUACUGGUACUUCUUGCAAAAGUUGCACAAGGUCAAGAAGGCCUCUGGUGAAAUUGUUUCCGCUAACGUCAUUGCUGAAGCUAGACCAACCAAGGUUAAGACCUUCGGUAUCUGGAUCAGAUAUGAAUCCAGAUCUGGUAUCCACAACAUGUACAAGGAAUACAGAGACGUUACCAGAGUUGGUGCCGUUGAAACCAUGUACCAAGAUUUGGCUGCUAGACACAGAGCCAGAUUUAGAAACAUCCACAUCUUGAAGGUUGUUGAAUUGGAAAAGACCGACGACGUCAAGAGACAAUACGUUAAGCAAUACUUGACCAAGGACUUGAAGUUCCCAAUGCCUCACAGAAUCCAAAAGUCUGCCAAGUUGUUUGCUCCUAACGCUCCUUCUACUUUCUACUAA